AUGACAGAGAGAGUGAACAUUCAUACUGCUGCAUUGGAAGGAAAGUUCGACAACGUUAAGAGCGUUAUUGAAGUGGAACCCAAAGCUGUCGGAUCAAAGGAUGAGGACGAACGUACUCCAUUGCAUUGGGCAGUAUCAGGCGGACAUUUUGAUAUUGCCGAGUAUUUAAUACAACAUGAAGCAAAUGUCAAUGACACCGACGAGGCUGGCUGGACACCAUUACAUAUCGCGGCAUCCACGGGAAAUUUUGAGAUAGCAAAGAGGCUGAUUAUAUCAGGCGCCACGAUAAAUGUACAAAAUGAAUUAGGCAUGACACCACUGCACUAUGCUGCAUCAAAAAACAGGAUAGAGAUCGGUAGAGAGUUGAUAGAGAAAGGUGCAAACGUACACGCGCAAGACCGCUACAAGCAAACUCCUCUUCAUCGAUGCUCAGUCCUCGGUUAUACGGUAUUCGCCCGCCUACUUUUAGAUAAUGGAGCCAAGUCCAAUGCAGCCGACAAGGUUCUCAACACCCCCCUCCAUCUUGCCUGCGAAGAGGGACAUGGUGAUACUGCCAUACUCUUGAUAGAGAAGGGUGGCGAUCUUGAACGGAAAAAUGCGGAUAAUAAGACGCCGUUAGAAUUGUGCAGUAAGCAAUUGACAAAGUUCAUAAAACAGCAGACCUCAGGAUAG
This is a messenger RNA of Paraglomus occultum, 672 nucleotides long. The record is from the annotation of a GenBank genome assembly. Lineage: Eukaryota; Fungi; Glomeromycota; Glomeromycetes; Paraglomerales; Paraglomeraceae.